Messenger RNA from Seriola aureovittata, 7790 nucleotides. Its product is annotated as mitogen-activated protein kinase kinase kinase kinase 3-like. The transcript has 35 exons. Gene Ontology annotation, molecular function: MAP kinase kinase kinase kinase activity; ATP binding. Gene Ontology annotation, biological process: protein phosphorylation. NCBI's taxonomy places the organism in Eukaryota, Metazoa, Chordata, Actinopteri, Carangiformes, Carangidae. The record is from RefSeq and is a predicted model, not a curated record. Bases 120 to 3107 code for a protein of 995 amino acids.
GCUACACUUGAGUCGGGCUGGGAUUUUCUGACGCCGUAUGUUUUUCUUAAAAUAUCUGUGUUCGUACGUUGUUGGGGUUCGUCAACCGUGCGCGAUCGGCGCCGUAAUCGGCAGUGGAAAUGAUGAACUCCAGUGUCGACCUGUCCCGGCGGAAUCCGCAGGAGGAUUUCGAGCUGAUCCAGAGGAUAGGAAGCGGCACUUACGGAGAUGUGUACAAGGCUCGUAAUGUUAACACAGGAGAGCUGGCUGCUAUCAAAGUCAUCAAACUGGAACCGGGUGAGGACUUUGCUGUCGUCCAGCAGGAGAUUAUAAUGAUGAAGGACUGUAAACACUCCAACAUUGUUGCCUAUUUUGGCAGUUAUCUCCGGAGAGAUAAGUUAUGGAUCAGUAUGGAGUACUGUGGAGGAGGUUCUCUGCAGGACAUCUAUCACGUAACCGGGCCCUUGUCAGAGUCACAGAUAGCCUACAUGUCACGGGAGACCCUGCAGGGUUUAUACUAUCUACACAAUAAAGGCAAAAUGCACAGAGACAUCAAGGGAGCCAACAUCCUCCUGACAGACAACGGCUACGUUAAACUAGCUGACUUUGGUGUAUCAGCCCAGAUCACAGCAACUCUUGCCAAGAGGAAGUCAUUCAUUGGAACUCCUUACUGGAUGGCUCCGGAGGUUGCAGCAGUGGAGAGGAAAGGAGGUUACAACCAGCUGUGUGAUAUCUGGGCUGUGGGCAUUACUGCAAUAGAGCUGGCUGAACUACAACCACCCAUGUUUGACUUGCACCCCAUGAGGGCUCUGUUCCUAAUGACCAAGAGUAAUUUCCAGCCUCCUAAGUUGAAAGAUAAACUCAAAUGGACAAAUAACUUCCACCAUUUUGUCAAACUCGCCCUGACCAAGAACCCAAAGAAGAGGCCCACGGCUGAGAAACUCCUGCAGCACCCUUUUGUGUCGCAGCCUCUCAGCAGGACGCUGGCAAUCGAGCUGCUGGACAAAGCCAACAACCCCGACCACAGCACCUACAACGACUUUGAUGAUGACGACCCUGAACCCGAGUCUCCGGUCUCGGUUCCUCAUCGUAUUCGUUCCACCAGCAGGAGCACAAGGGAAGGAAAGACGCUGUCUGAGAUAAACUUUGGUCAGGUGAAGUUUGAUCCUCCAUUGAGAAAGGAGACGGAACCCCAUCAUGAGCCGUGUGAUUCUGAGCCCUAUCUGGACUGUGUUGAGGAGCUCUACUAUACCGCGAGAUCUAAUCUGGACCUGCAGUUGGAGUACGGCCAUGAUUCACCAAGUCUACUGGGAGGAAACAAGAGUCUUCUCAAGUCUGUGGAGGAAGAGCUUCAUCAGAGGGGCCAUGUGGCACACUUAGGGGAUGAUGAGGAUGAGGAUGAUGAUGGUGCAGAUGAUGAUGAAACUCACACUCAUAAAUCAAGCACUAUCAUGAGGCCAAAGGUCCCGCCCCCGCUUCCCCCCAAGCCCAAGUCCAUCUGCUCGUCCCAACAGCAGCAGCAGCAGCAACAAAAACAAGACGACAGCCAAUCACACAGCGAGGACGACGGCGGAGGGGGAGGGACCAUCAAACGCUGUCCGGUCCCAGAAACGCCGAGCCCGGCCAGGCCCGCCUCCAAUGUCCCCCCGCGGCCCCCGCCCCCGAAGCUGCCACCCCACCGCCGCAGUAGCCUAGGUAACGAGAGCCCGAAGCGUACGGACGUCGAAAACUCUGCCCCAGAGGAUGAUGGGAGCUUUAGGCAUUUCUGGGAGUGGCUCCACACGCCUCACACAGAGGAGGAGCUGGAGGAGGCGUGGGAGGUGCUGAAGGAGGUGAAAGAGGAGCAGGAAAAAGAGGAAAAGGAAGAGAGUAAUGGGCUGAACUCUCCACACAAUGGUGAGAGGGACAGUCCAGCAGACAGACAGUCCACCAUGCCCCCUAGUGUCCCCAUACGGAAAGACAAGAAGGAUGUUCCGAAGCCAAUCAGUAAUGGCCUCCCUCCUACACCCAAAGUCCAUAUGGGUGCGUGUUUCUCCAAGGUGUUCAACGGCUGUCCCCUGAAGAUCCACUGUGCCACCUCUUGGAUCAACCCCGACACCAGAGAUCAGUAUUUGAUAUUUGGAGCUGAGGAGGGGAUCUACACGUUAAACCUGAACGAGCUGCAUGAGACCACGAUGGAACAGCUCUUCCCUCGGCGGUGUACCUGGUUAUAUGUCAUGAACAAUUGUCUCCUUUCCAUAUCUGGAAAAGCCUCCCAGCUGUACUCCCAUAGUCUGAGCGGUCUGUUCGAACAGGCCAGACAGUUACAGAAGUUACCAGUAGCCAUUCCCACACACAAGCUGCCUGAUAAGAUGAUUCCCAGGAAGUUUGCUGUGUCCAAUAAAAUUCCAGACACUAAAGGGUGCCAAAAGUGCUGCGUAGUGCGUAACCCGUACACAGGCCAUAAGUACCUGUGUGGAGCCUUCCAGUCCAGUGUCAUGCUGUUGGAGUGGGUGGAGUCCAUGCAGAAGUUCAUGCUCAUCAAGAAUAUCGACUUCCCGUUACCGUGUCCAUUGGAGGUCUUUGAGAUGUUGGUGGUCCCGGAGCAGACCUACCCUCUGAUCUGUGUGGCGGUCAGUAAAGGCACCGAACUCAACCAGGUGGUCCGGUUCGGCACCGUCAACCCCAACUCUACCUCCUCCUGGUUCACAGAAGCAGACACACCACAGACGUGUGUGAUCCAUGUCACUCAGCUGGAGAGAGACACUAUCCUAGUCUGCCUCGACAGGUGUAUAAAGAUAGUGAACCUUCAGGGCCGGUUGAAAUCCAGCAGAAAGCUUUCAGCCGAGCUGACCUUCAACUUCCAGAUCGAAUCCAUAGUUUGUCUCCAAGACAGUGUCCUGGCCUUCUGGAGGCAUGGUAUGCAGGGACGGAGUUUCAAGACCAACGAGAUCACCCAGGAGAUCUCUGACAGCACACGCAUCUUCAGACUACUGGGAUCAGACAGACGUGCUGACUGUAGAGAUCCAGAUGCAGAGGACAGAGGCCGCACUCUGCCCAGAGUGGUGGUGCUGGAGAGCAGGCCUACAGACAACCCUACAGCCCACAGCAACCUCUACAUCCUGGCAGGCCAUGAAAACAGCUACUGAGACACGCACACAUACACACACACCCACACACACACACACACACACACACAGACACGCGCUAUAAACAGCCUACCACUAAUGCAAACAAGGGAGUAAGCAACCAGGAGACACAUUCAGCCCAGUCCUACCGCUAAUCCCCCCCACCCAUCCACCCAGCCUCCACCUUCUCACCCGGCCUGCCAGCAGUGUAACUGGGAGACGAGCAGUUCGUGGGUGCAGAUGCGGAUUCCCACUUGCAGACGUUGAAAAUGCACCGCAGUUUUAUAUGUGUAUGAGUUAAGUGCGUCGUAGUAAGACGGCGGGGUUGUGGACCCAUUUCCGACAGGGCGAGGGUUAAGACAGCUGGUCUGAGGCCAGUUCGGGUUGCGAUAGCCAGUGAGUCUCUUCUCUGCACCUCACGAGACUUCAACCCACAAUCCUGAUACCAUCCCACCUUCCCCUGCACACUGCACACUGGGAAAACAGCAUCCAGCACAGAAGUUCGACUUCAACACUACUUCUACUACUACUACGUCUACACACACUAGUACUACUACUGCUACUGCUACUUGCGCUAAAGCUUCACAGAACAGCCAUCUUGCACAGAAAACCUUCCCUCCUCUCUCCUUUGUCGUCUUUUCCUGUCUCCUCCUCCCUCUUUCCCCUCCUCCUUUAGCCUCCUUUUUUUUUUUUUUUUUAAACUACACAUUUAUUUAUUGUGGCAUGAUGUAACUUUAACAACCAGGAUGGCUUUCCUGUUUUAUUUGUUUGUUUUUUUUUAAAAAAAGGAUAAAAAAGAGAAAACAGACUAAAAAGCUUUGCCACCUCUGCUAGCAUCAAAUUCCAGUACCCGUCACUACACCACACAAGUGCUUAAUUGACCUCUAUUUAAUUGUUGUAAAUAUAAAUGUAGUAUUUUUUGACAGAGACGAACACUAAAAAGACUGGUCGUGUAGAUAGGCGUGUGUAUAGUUGCUCUGUACAACCGUGGAGACGAACAGAGACAGACAGGCAUGGAGGAGUGACAGGGCAGUAAAUUCACGUCCUAGAUCCCUGAUCAUGUGACGAGGGUCAGGAAGCAAAGACCCCCUGCAGUCUCCUCAGGUGGACAGCUUUAGUAAUCUGAUAUUAUUCUAAUAAUGAUCCGGAGCUCAGGAUUGGACUGAGCAAAAGCAGGAAAUGUCACUGAUUGGUCAUUUUCAUUUUCGUUUUGCAUGCGUCACCAUCGAGACUUCCUGCUCGUUUGCACCAUAGCAACUGUCAACAGGGCAGCGGACGUUUUGAGAUCUGUUCAUUUAAGUUUCUUUUUCCUGUUUCAACAUCAUCUGUUUCGUUUUUUUUUUCUUUGUUUUUGUUUUAAUCAGAAAGCCUUUUAUUUUUUUUCUUUAAAUGGUGUUUUUUAUUUUUAUCGAACCACUGGUGUUAAAAAUUUGCACAGAGAAAAAAAAAACUUAUUUGAUAAACAAAUGUGAUGUCAUUAUAAUAUAUGACCUUGUGUGUAUGCACAGUGUGUGUGUGUGUGUGUAUGUAUGUGUGUGUAGUCAUAGAAUAUGCACAUACGAGUGCAUCAUGUACAGGUCUGGUCUUUAAUAAGUGACAGUUGUGUUUCUGCCCGAAGCCCCUUGAAAAGAGCACCAAGAAAAAAAGCUGAAUUUACACAGAAAGAAAAAUCACUUCUAUUUUUACACUAGACCUGGUAUAUAUUAACUGUUAGCCAUCAUUUCUAGCAUUAAAUUUAACUGGAGUUGUACCGUAUAAAUGAAACAGUAUAUUUCACUGGAUCUAUAACCAGCAGCAGAAAAACACCCACCUGGAUAAAACAAACACACAAGAUCCAUCAAGUCAGGACAGUAUUCACAUUUUGUCCAGAUAAACCUGCUUAUAGACAGAAAAUGUAACUGUGUUUUAGCUUUUUCAGUAAGAACACUUAAACACAUUUAGCAGCAACUGCUAGUCGGACAGAAGCUCUAGCCCAGAGAUGGGGGGGGGGGGGUCUUUAACUUUUUAAUUGAUUUUUUUUUUUAUUUCUGUGCAACAUUUGAUUCAUUUUAGUCAUAUAUUUGCUUACAACCCUCAUCGCUGUGACUUUUUUUUUUAAAGGCCAACAUCUGUAUGAAAGCUCACACUACAUGCAUGUCGAUGUGCACCAUGUGGUUGUGGUGUGUUAGAGAGUCUACAUGUGGCAGUACACUACCAGUCUUUACAAGCUGUGACACUAGAGGUUGCUUUCAGAGGAUGUGAACACUAGUUUAGGUCCACACUACACACCGUCUGUAACGCCCAACUCUUAACAGAGCUGAAACAUUUGAGUUAAUUUUUCAAGUGGGGCACGUGUCUCAAACAGUUCUUCUUUUUCUCAGAUACAGAGGUGUAAACUGCCGCAUAUACAGUAAAUGUACAAGCAAAAGCAAAGCACACAUGUGGGUUCAUCAGGUCAAUGUGACACUAAAUACUGUUAAUGUAAUGAUGUAGAUGUGAUCAGUGAUCACUGCCGUGGCAACAGUGAUUUCUCUGCUUGAUGGAAACUCAAAAUUUAAUGGUAAUUGUUCCAUUUUGUACAAACCUGGGUAAAAAUGUACAUCCGUAAUCCAAGUGCAGUCCAGUGCUGGACUGCAACGCCCUGUUACAGACUGAAGGUUUAAAGAUUUUAAUUUUAUCGUCAGAGUUUAAUAACAGCUAAAAUAUAAUUGAUACAAGAGGAACAGGAACAAUUACAGUAUUGUCGUAUUGACUCUAGCUUUGGAGUAAAUUGAUAAUUCAUUAAUACGGGCGGCAACGUUUCAGCUCUGUAUAGACGUGUCCCUGGAUGUUACUGAGGUGGUUGUAAAAAGGGACAUGCCGCCAUAUUGGGAGACAUAAAUGUGUACCAACAUGGCGGCGUGUGCCUCUUCUCUUUAGAGAUGGAAAUCACACCAAUGCCCCAGCACACGAUUUCACUUGUGUUUCACUACGAUUUAUUUAUGAGUUAACAUAUCCUCUCAAAGGAUUCCAGCUCCUGAUGCUGUAUUGCGCUGUUGUGGUGAAGCAACUAAAUCAAAGCAUAGUCUAGUUAAGUGUAGAGAGUGUGAAUCCACUUUGAAGAUCUACUUUUUUUUUUUUUUUUUAUCUCCUGUGCACACUUGUCUUGUAUGAAAACAAAAAACGCCCACAGAAUGUUGCUUUGCACCUGGGAAACAUCUGUCGGAAGUUUUAAUCCUACAAGACAUUAUGACAACGUACUAAAUUGCCAUGUAGUCAGUUGGGAGCAGAAACCUGUCUUCCUUCGUGCUGCUCUAUAUGAGACUCUGAAUGCUGUUUUGAAAUUCACCCACAAAGCAGUUCAACUCUUCAGGCAGCAGCCGGGGGUCGAUUCAGAGACGUGCUCAAACCACGAGACCCGAGACGGGCGAUUCGGCUCUGACCGUGCUAAUACGAGUGCGUCGAGCCAACAUCCGUUAAUACAGACAUGUUACAGUUUCAGACACAAAAAUAUUUUCCCAACAGUUUGUUCAUUCAGCGUUAAAAAGACAUUAGUUAUACCAAAUAUACUGCAUCGCCUCACAUUGACAUCAUCAGCCAUUAGGCCGAAUUAAUCACUUUCAAUAUUUAAGCUCAGUUCAUACAAUUUGAUUGGUUCCUCAUCAUUUGAUCAAUUUAAAUUUAACCGCCCUGUUGCUAGGUCAUCAUAUAUUUGGAAAAAAAUGAAUCCAACAUUCCUUUACAUGACGGCUCGGUUUAUGUCUAAGAACAUAUAUUAUAUGGAGUUUACAUUUCUUUUUUUUAAAUGUAAUGCCAAAAUAUGAUGUUGACAUUUUUCUAUGGCCAAAUUUAGAUAGUCUACCUCGUGGUAUGUCCCUAGACGAAAACACAAAACAAUUUGUCUGAUUCGAAAGACAACCGUCAACAGUGUGUAAGGUGAGAGUGAAUAUGAAGCGUGUUCUCUGAGGCUCUCGUUAGAGCGUCUGUGUCCUCUCAGUUGAUGUGUGUCAAUGAGCAAAAGCUGAGAAAUCUCAGGCCCCAGAAAGAAAAAAAAAAACACUCAUCCUGUAUCAUAGCAGCUCAUCUAAAAUCAUUAAAAGUAUGUAUUGAUUUAGUCUUAAUUGACUAUAGAAGCGGUUCUUUUUUUUCUUUUUUUUUCUGUGGGGUUUAUUAACGUUUACUUUUGGGAAAAUUGUCCCUUUAUUACAGAAUAACAAAUGAAUGAUUGAAUGAUAUCUGCAGUCAUAGACACAAAUUUAAUCUGUACUCCACUAAAGCAGGUGCCAACAUGGCCCUCUACUCCUGGCUCACAUCAUGUGACAGUAAUUCAUAGGGAUUGUUUUGAGAUGAUUUGGGCAACAGAUGUGUGGAUUUUCUGAACGAGACACAAAGAAACAUUUCCCCUGGAUUGCCUCUUCGUUCUGCCGCUCAUAGUUUCCAUGCGGUGACCUCCACCUAUCUGGUGCUCCAAGCACAUAGGAGGAAACACAGAUGAGUUAUUUGCAAAAGCUGUUUGAUCCAGGUAUCUUCCCAAUAUUAAACGAAACACAAGUCUCCUCUGUUCUGUCGUGUUAACAUCACCUUUGUCUUUUUGUUUUCAUGAUGCAAUGCACACGUUAUGAAAUGUAUAUAGUGUAAAAUAAAAAUGGGUUUGUUUUACAUACUGUAUAAUUGCCUAUAUUUUGUUUCAGAAGUGUAACAGAUUUAUGAGAUGACAGGUUAACACAUUAAAAAGAAGGAACUGAA